AUGUCACGUCGUUCUGGAGCCAAUGGAGCUCCUGUGCCGGUUGCAGUGAAGCCCAGGGGUCAGCAGUUUGCAUCAGGUGGGCUUGGGUUUGGAGGAACCGGUCGAUUUAAUGGGUUUGGCGGUUAUCAACUGCACGUAUCAGAAUACUUUGGCUCAGGACACACUGGGGUUACGCCAACUGAUAGAAUUGUGAUGGCAUUCAAGUGUGGAAUUGAUAGCGAGAUUGAACAGUCAUUAAGUACGUUGGCGUUUUUUUCAUGUCAUUCACCCGAAUUAGUCAAAUUUGAACAAAAUGAAUAUUUAGGUAAAGAAUUAAUUAAGUUCUUUCUUAAACCAUAUUUACUCAUACUUGAGGGAGAAGAAAAUAAAGUGACUUCAAAAAUUAUUAAUUUGAGUCAAGACUCAUUGAUAGUUCUACGUAAUGCUACUCAAGAUCUCGAUAAUCAACAAUGGUUAUCACAAGUUAAAAAUUUUAAAAAACAUAUAGUGGAAGUAUUAAAAUUACUUGUCAGUUGGAUCUAUAGUAGCGAAAUUAAAUCAUACCAUCUUUCUACUUUCCAAGAUUUAUGGAAUGAAGCAUUACCAUAUCUUCUUGAUUUGAUUGAUCCACUAUCUUGUUAUUAUGUGGAUAACAAUAAACAAGAUCCUUUAUUUAAUCAAUUGCUUUUGAUAUCUACUCAAUCAAAGGAUAAAUACAUUUUAACCACCACCAUUAAGUGCUUGGGACAUUUACUUUUCAUUUCUGAUAAAACAAAAAAUGAUGAAAAUAAUGGUAAAAAUGGUUCGAUUACAGAAAAUAUUAAUGAAAUUAAACAAAAUCCUCAUAACUGUAUUGAUGCAAUUACUGAAGAUCAUUUACAAAGAAUCGUCGGCCUUUUAUUUAUUAACGAUGAUGAAAUUACUCAUGCAGUAUUAUCAUUUCUCAAACAAUAUUUAACUUCAGAAUCAUUACAUCCAAAUUACCCUGAUUCAGUAAAAGAAUCACAAUUACAUAGAUUGAAAAAAUUGGUUCAAAUUAAUUCUUCUAGACUUAAUUUACAAAUACUAAUGAAACAAUUACCUCAGUUAAUUUUAUCGAAAAUCCCGUUGAUUGAUCAAUCGAAAAUCCCAGAAACCCCUUCGAUAUCAUUAUCAAAAAGAUCCACCUAUUCAGGUAUUCGCUCAACUAGACCAACAUUACCUGCUGACUUAUAUAAAGUGGUGGUUAGAUUACCAGAACCUCUCAGAGCCACUACGUGGCUCCGUUGCUGUUAUGAACCUUAUUAUCCUCCAUCCGAGGCUGCAAGUAAUAUCAAUGAAACCAGUGAAGUUGCCCCCGGUGAAGUCACUCAAAUUUCUUUAUGGAAAGCUUACGAAACCCAAUUCGAAGAAAUUUGGAAAAACGAUUCAAAACUGGAUCAUGCAAGUUUAUUAGCGGCAGUUGAAUUCAUCAAAAAUGUCACCUCUGCAUUCCCAGAAUCAGAAACCAUGGUUGUUAAUAUCCCUUCUACCGACCCUUCAAAACCAGCUAAAAAAAAAUUCGUCAUUAAAGGUAUUCAACCAAGACAAUUCCCAGUAAGUAUCGAAAUUGGGAACUACGAGGCUCUCAGAAAACGCCAAAACCAAGCCAUGAUUCUUGGUAACGAAAGCUCCGGCGAUAGCUCGUUACCGGUUGGCCAUGUGGACUACGAUAAAUUCCAACAUAUCAUAUCUCUGGUCAAUGACAAAAUCUUAGAACCUAAUCCAGACUUACCCAAAAUUGAAAAUCACUUCUUGAACUCCUUGAGUCAUGACAUCUUGGAUUACAUCAUUACAGAAUUAUUAGAUCCUGACACCGACGGGGAAUACAAAAAUAUCUUUAGAUAUUAUAACAUCGAUUGGUUGCCCGAACUAAUCUACGCCAACCCAGGAUUGAUCCAAAACGGAAGAGUUUUCGUUACUGAUGUCAUCCAUAGAGUGUUUGUUCUUGGGUUGUUUACCUUUUGUGUUGUUGGAGUUGGUGGUAUCGGAUUCAACAUUUGGGCAAACUCCGAUUAUGCUAGAAUGAACAAGAACAAGUUAACCUUCGAUAAGAAACAAUACGAAGAAGCUCGUAAGCAAGAUGAAAAGGAAGAAUCCAAGUAAACCUAAACUUGCACGCAUUUCAUAAUUAAUUUUAAGAAAAAAACUCAAACUCUUAUCAUGUUCUUCUGUAAAUAGUUUAAUUUCAUGUCAAUAAAAUGUUCAGCUAGCUGAG
Messenger RNA from Hyphopichia burtonii NRRL Y-1933, 2215 nucleotides. RefSeq lists its product as uncharacterized. Gene Ontology annotation, biological process: regulation of DNA-templated transcription. NCBI's taxonomy places the organism in Eukaryota, Fungi, Ascomycota, Pichiomycetes, Serinales, Debaryomycetaceae. The coding region runs from base 1 to 2103 and encodes 700 amino acids. The record is from RefSeq and is a predicted model, not a curated record. The transcript is spliced from 2 exons. Gene Ontology annotation, molecular function: DNA binding.